Molecule: messenger RNA, 704 nt
Organism: Nerophis ophidion (straightnose pipefish)
Lineage: Eukaryota; Metazoa; Chordata; Actinopteri; Syngnathiformes; Syngnathidae
Product: transcription factor Sox-14
Exons: 1
Coding region: 57-704 (215 amino acids)
Biological process (GO): anatomical structure morphogenesis; cell differentiation; regulation of DNA-templated transcription
Molecular function (GO): RNA polymerase II cis-regulatory region sequence-specific DNA binding; DNA-binding transcription factor activity, RNA polymerase II-specific
Source: RefSeq, a predicted model, not a curated record
GGCGCUCUUUCUUUGACCAGAAUCAACUUUUCCCUGACGUCACUUCUUUUAGUGCAAUGAAUGCCUCGUCGAAUUUCCAAAUGGCAAAACCCGCAGAGCACAUCAAGAGACCCAUGAACGCCUUCAUGGUUUGGUCCAGGGGCCAAAGACGCCAGAUGGCGCAGGACAACCCGAAGAUGCACAACUCCGAAAUCAGCAAGAGGCUCGGCGCGGAGUGGAAGAGGCUCACGGACGCCGAGAAGCGUCCUUACAUCGACGAGGCGAAGAGGCUGCGCGCUCAGCACAUGAGGGAACACCCGGACUACAAGUACAGACCCAGGCGCAAACCUAAAACUAUUUCCCAGAGGGAGCGCGUCGUAUUCCCCUCGCAUCCCGCGGGGCACUUGAAGGGUUUCUCCGUGGACUCCUUACUCCGUCACGGGGACAAAACAGCGCCGUUCCUGCAGGCGUCUUCGUCGGCGCUGCUGGACAUCCGCACCGGGGCCGUCCAGCGGAUGGCGGAGUUCCAGCACCCUCGGCGCGCCUUCGGCUACCACGCCGGAGAGGGGGCGGGGUGCCUGGGACAGCUCACCCGAGCGUCACCGUGUAACUGUGCGGCCUGGUCCGCCGCCGGUCUGCCGCCCCAAGUGGCUUACAUACUCCUCCCCGGAGGAAUGAGCCAGGUCGCCGUGGACGGGUACUCAUCACCCGGGUCCUGUGCGUAA